UCCAAAAGUAAUAUCCCUAACCUUCAGAGCUUGGAGUUUAUUUCAUCCUCUCAAAAGCAAAGGAUCGGCAUCAUGAUCAGUACUAAUGGAGGAGGAGACGGGAAAGUCGCGGUCUGCGUGACAGGAGCUUCAGGUUUCGUAGCUUCAUGGCUGGUCAAGCUUUUGCUACAACGUGGCUACACCGUCAAUGCCACUGUUCGUGACCCAAGUGACGAAAAGAAGACAACCCAUUUGCUAGGAUUGGAUGGAGCCAAGGAAAGGCUGCAUCUUUUCAAAGCAAACCUGCUGGAAGAAGGUUCUUUCGAUUCCGCCAUUGAAGGGUGCGUCGGAGUUUUCCAUACAGCUUCCCCCGUUGCCUUAUCCACCGCUGAUCCACAGGCGGAGAUGAUUGAUCCUGCGGUCAAAGGAACCCUCAACGUGCUCAAGUCCUGCGCCAAGUAUUCUUCAGUGAAGAGAAUGGUCCUAACCUCCUCUGUCGCAUCAGUUGUCUACACAGGAAAACCAGUUGACCAAGACUCAGUGGCUGAUGAGACUUGGUUCUCCGAUCCAGCAUUCUGCAAGGAACAUAAGCUCUGGUACCCACUUGGGAAGACCUUGGCCGAGAUGGCUGCCUGGGACUUCGCAAAGGAAAAUGGAAUCGACAUGGUGACAAUACAUCCUGGCUUCGUAAUUGGUCCCUUCUUACACCCAGCUCUCUGCACUUCAGUGGGCAUGAUUCUCAGUCUGGUUAAUGGAAACAAGACUUACCCAAAAUUUCAUUGCUGGUCGGUUGAUGUUAGAGAUGUUGCAGAAGCCCAUAUUAAAGCCCUUGAUCAUGAGAACCAAGUAUCAGCUUGUGGAAGAUACUGCUUGGUUGGAAGUAGUGUGCCAUUCUCACAAGUUUUGGGGAUUCUUCAUAAGCUCUACCCAACGUUGCCUCUAGCUGACCAGUGUGAAGAAGUGAAUAGUCUGAAGCUACCGGAGUUCGAGGCAUCCAGGGAGAAGGCAGAAGAUGGCUUGGGGAUCAAGUUCAUGCCACUAGAGGAGUCUCUCAAGGACACAAUUGAAUGCUUAAAGGAGAAAGGAUACCUUCAAUUCUGAUCUAGAUCAAGACUGUGCUUAACUAAUCGGUUCAAAAUGAAAACGACGUUAUUGUUGUAAUAUUUGUACCCCAUGCAAUCAUCUUUUGUGUAUGCUUAUUGCUUUCGAUAUAUUGAAAACGGAGUAUUUUAGUAGCUAUAAAAUCUGUCAUAGAAUAGAGUAAAUAAAGUCGAGUUAAUUUCGCAAAUGUUUAUUGAAUUGGUGAUUACUAGAUUUCAAUAAAGAAACUAAGCAAUCAUUCUGAUAGAAAGCGAGCAUUAUAAGGUAAUGAAUAGUAUUCAUUUUCCAGAGCUAAGUACGAAUUACACGGCACGUGAUAGUUACUUAGUACGUAUCAUGCAUGCAUGAGUUUUCGUAUCAUCGUGCACAGACAGGGGCGGCUUGCAUAGUUAACUACGUUAGGUUUCUGUAUUCCUUAACUAGUGUUUAUGUGAUUAGUUGACUCGGUCAAAAUUUUUCUAUUUGAAGCAAUUAUAUUUUUUAUUGAAUGAGUAAAUUUACAUCGAAAUGAGAAGCAAACAAGAAGAAAUAAAUAAGGAGAAAAAGGUACAACAAAACAACAAUUGAAACCAUAACCGAAUAGGUAGUAUCAUAGAAAAUUUGUCCAUAACAAUUAAUCAUAACCAUAUAUAAAGAAGACUCAUGCUGCAUUGAACAGUAAGUCUUGAGAGAUGAUUUUUUGGACAAAGUUCUAGUUGUAAUUUUUUUUUUGAAGUAUUCUAGUGACUAGUAGUGACAUAAUACCAAUCAGUCAUAUCUGAAAACAGUUGCAUUGCGUUCGAACCAUAUUCUCCAGAAGAUAGCAUGAGGAAGAGACGUCAAGCAUUUUGAGAAGUUAAUGUUGCUUGAGAGAAGUGGUCAUUCGAUUGUCACUGUCCAACAACUGUAUGAGAUUGGCCCAAUAAUACAUAGUCUAGUGAGUAGUGAAGAGGUAGUCUCAUAUUCAUAUUUGACACAAGAAGUGACAAUGAAGAAAUUUUAUCUUAUAAAUAUAUAUAGGGAUGGUUUGGAAGUUCCGAUUGUUAAAUAGAUGUAUUGUUGAGAAUGCAUGUAUAAUAUUAUAUAUGUAUUGUCGAAUUUGAUGCAUUGUAGAAUACAACGUUUGGUAUGUGUGAUUGUGUAUGUUUCAUCAGCUAAAAACUGAGACAAAGCAAUAUCAACUCAACUAUCUCAACAAUCACAACUAAAAGUUGAGAUAUAACAAUCACUCAAAAUGAGUGAUAGUUUCUGUCACAUUACAGAAACAAUCCAUGUAUUGUUUCUGCUAAAAAAACAAAAAAACGAUACAUUGUAAACAAUACAUGCAUAAUGACAAUCUCAACAAAACUAUCGCAACUUCCAAACGAUCCCAUAAUGUUCAAAAGGAUACAUCGAGCUUGCCUCCAUGAAUUUUUACAUUCUAAUUAUUUUUGAAGGCCAAUUUCAUAAAUAGUAUGAUAAUAUUCAUGACAACUUAGUCAAAUUAUCAAAAAUCGUUCUAUUUUCAUUUCUAGUAAAGUAUAUAAAAAGAAAAUGUGGGGCCGACAAAAAAAAAGACUUAUUUAUUUACUUUGUGAUGUUACUUAUCUUUCUGUCUUGAGAUACUCUUCUUCUCAUCAUAGCAAUUGAUUGAUUUUUUGCUUUGCGACGUUAUUGAUGUUCCUCUCUUUUCAAUUUCAUGUCAAUAAACAAUGGAUAAACAAUUCGAUGUCCUCGGUUAGGAAUUCAAACACAUAACAUCUAAUACCUAUAACAAUAAUCAAUUGAUAAUAAUAACUCAAAUUAUUAAGAGAAAUUGAAUAAUAAUCCAUUCUCAAACCUCCCAUCACAUCAGCUCUUAUUUAUACGUUAGGCAACAAUGAAUUAGUUCAGGAGUU
This is a messenger RNA of Linum trigynum, 2936 nucleotides long. Lineage: Eukaryota; Viridiplantae; Streptophyta; Magnoliopsida; Malpighiales; Linaceae. The record is from the annotation of a GenBank genome assembly.